UUCCGUGUUGAGGAGCUGAGGAACCGGUCAGCAGAUCGGGAGUCAGAGAGUUUCAUUUCCGCUUGUUUUACAACCGAACAUCUUCUAAAAGCUCCAGAGACGACUGAGGCAUGAAUAAACCCAGCCUGGUGGUGUUUGACCUCGACUACACCCUCUGGUCAUUUUGGGUGGAGGCAGCUGACCCACCUUUCCACAAGGAUGAAAGUGGACAAGUGCGGGACUCCAGUCUCUAUCCUCUCCAUCUGUUUGAUGACACAGUGGAGAUCCUGCGCUCUCUGCAGACUCAGGGAAUCCCGAUUGGCAUCGUGUCACGCACAGGAGACACGGAUGGAGCCAAUCAGCUGCUGUCCCUCUUCGACCUCGACCAGUACGUGUCCUUCAGAGAGAUUUACCCGGGGUCAAAGGUCACCCACUUCAGCAGGUUGCAGGCAGCCAGUGGAGUUCCAUACUCAGACAUGAUGUUCUUUGACGAUGAACAGAGGAACAUCACAGACGUCAGCAGGCUGGGUGUGCACUGUGUGUUGGUUAAUGAUGGAGUUACAUCCAGCUUAAUCAACAAGGAGCUCCAGCAGUUUCUGAUGAAGCACUGAGUCCAGCUACCUCAGGUGUGGUGCUCAGCACGGCCUGCAGGGGGCGGUGCAGAGGCACCACAGUUGGUCACUGCGCACAGUUUGACUGUGGAAGGGUCAUUUGUUUAUUUUAUUUAUUGUUAAUGCAAGAAAACAGAAGCAGGGUCCAUAUAGUUUACUAUAGUCCUGUUCGGCUUUACGUGAGGAGGUGGGGAAUGUAAUUAUUAGCGGUGUUUCUCUGUGAUUUUAGCCCCGUCCGGUUUUUACUGACUCCGCGCUCCUGUGUCAGUAAGGAUUGCAGCACCUUUUACUUUCUAUAAAAGAAGCCAUAGAAAUGACCUCAGGUUAUGUUAGUCCCGUGCAAAUCGGCAUGUUGGUAAAACGCUGUCGUAUCCUGUCGAAAAGGAGUUUCUUAAGUAUGGAGCGACUCGAAGAAGCGUUGACUUGUGUUGAAGUCAGCUUCUUAUUCGAAUGUUCCCGUUCCACCUUAAAUAGUGGUGAAUGUAACUGCUGCACCAUUUAAGGUGGAACAGGAAAUUUUGAACAAGAAAGUGGCGAAUGGGAAGCCAACUUCAGCCUCAUUGUCCUCUGAGGCUAAAAAGGUCAAUAUGUAACGUUACUGUCCCGUCUCACGUGUACAUUUCCAGCUAAUGGCGAUGCUAAUGACGCUGAAUUCACUGAAAACAGAAGGUAAAUGUUUAGGGUUAAUGAAAUAAAGGCUAAAUGAACUUUUCUACUCUUUUCUGGAGUAAAAGCGGCGCAUAAAUCGAGUAGCUGUAACGUAGGAGGGGAUGAGGCUGGAUGCAAGUUUCUUUUAUUUAAAUCAGAUUUAACAGAGUAGCAGAGGUUCAUAGAACAGACAAGUCCAUGAUGGAACAAAACAGAGGAAAACAGAACUAAACUAGAAAUAAAACUUGACAACAAGACCGGUGAAAACAGGCAACAGCAACAGGGUAACCUAGACAAUGUAAGACAAGGAGACUGAGCAAACACAGGCAUAUAAAAACACUGAGGGAAAACAAGGAACACCUGGGACUAAUAAGAGGGUCGGGCUACAGACUACACACAGGCGGAACAGAUGACAAGGGGCCAGGACCAGGGAGGAGACAGACAAAACAACAACAAAGACACAUGGAAACGUAAACAAUAACACUUGGCACUGGGAAACAGAAAGACAAGAACGGAACGAGACAGAAUGUUACAGUAGCCGCUCCCAUCUCUGGCAUUUAGAUUUCUUAUCCCGUACAAAUCACUCAUAAACAUCACAGACGUCCUGAGGUAAACUGGCAUUACCCCCCUCCCCAUGGAGAACUAAUCCAGGCCGAAUAGGGCUUCAGUCUAGGAUUUACAGAAGAGGAACAUCUGCUUGUUUUUUAAAGCACUUUUAGAAACUUAGCUAAGUAGAAAUGUAGCUACAAGUUUCCUUCUCAAACCUCAGAACUUAGUUUUACUUGAGUUAUCACUGAAAUGCACCUGUGGCGUGGGCUGUUUACACCUGUAAACCUGUUGAUUACUGUAAAAAAUAAUGGUGCUGUAUGCUGGAUUGGGUAUGUGGUCUUAGCCAAACUGCUGCUCUUCUUUAUAAUACAGCCACAACACCAGGACCACCCCACCAACUUUUAAUUUUUAUUUUAAACGUUCUUAGCUAUAAAAACGAAAAACAUUGCGGACGUCACAGAUGCCGAGGUGUUAUUUUUAAGCGAAAAAGAAACAAUUUGUUGCCCGUUUUUCAGUUUAAACUGUGCAAAUGAAUUAAAACGUCUUUCACAAGUGAAAAGACAAUGUGAAAAAUUGAAAAUAACAUGCAAUAUUUCUAAUUAUCUGCAUAUAUUGUGAUUCGAAAGUGAUUUAAAGUGGCAGUGCAUGUAUUUUUGAAUUGAAAUUUUACCACAUUUGUCAGCAGAGUUACGGUCAGUAACAGACCACGUUUUGCACUUGAAUUACAUAUUAACAGUUGCACAUUUGUCACUGCGAUAGUAGCCUGACUCACCUGUUGAGCGUAACCUCAUCUGAAAUGUGAGAAAAAGUUGUUACAAGCGCUUUUAAAGGGCUCAUAUCUUGGAAAAUCCUCAUUUCUCUCUCUUUUCUUUUUUAAUCAAAGAGUUUGAGGUAGUAUCAAAACGUACCAGUCCCCUGGAAUUGUGAUGUCACAAAAACCAGGACGCAUAUUUUUUAACCUAUAGCACUUUAGCCCCGCCCACUUCAUACUGAAGUAAAAAGGAAUGUCUCAGCUCUGACUGGUUUUUGAAAGAAGCACAAUACAAGGCAGCCAAUUAGAACAGAGCUUGUUUACAUAUAGCAUAUCAGUCUUAAAGGCACAGUAACAAAAACAGCCUGUUUAAUUCUAAGGGAUAAAGAGAGAAAUAGAAACAGUCAUAUAAAGAAUGAAUUAUGAUCUUAUUGGUACAGAAAGACACACAGCUGUCAAGGGCUGGACGAUUUGGGGAAGAUCUAAUUGCAGUUGUUCUGACCAAUCAUACGCUUCAAAUUGCGACAAGCUGUCCAGGAUAGUAUUUUGGCCAUUAAGAGCAGCAUAUCCACUUUUUCUGCUUUGAAGCUUGAAUGCUAAGUGCCGGACUGGCAGUUAGUCAUGGUUGUGAUGUCACAGCACAUGGGUGUUUGGUUGCUUCUGAUUGGUCUAACUCAUUUACAGGCUGUUCAUGUACGAAGUGAAAUUUCCCCACUUUGCAAUUUGGAUAUAAAAACCAAACUUUCAGCCCUUUCAUGUCACAAUGGGGGAAAAAUGUAGGAUACGGGCCCUUUAAAUGAGGUUUUAUUGUUAUUGCUACUGUACAUGUACUGUAUCUGUGAGACACAGCAUCAUUCUAUUUAUUUUUAUAAAACAUUUUUGAAAAUAAACUGACCCGUCCUGUCAACC
Molecule: messenger RNA, 3447 nt
Organism: Colossoma macropomum (tambaqui)
Lineage: Eukaryota; Metazoa; Chordata; Actinopteri; Characiformes; Serrasalmidae
Gene: mdp1
Product: magnesium dependent phosphatase 1
Exons: 6
Coding region: 111-590 (159 amino acids)
Molecular function (GO): acid phosphatase activity
Source: RefSeq, a predicted model, not a curated record